This is a messenger RNA of Ictalurus punctatus (channel catfish), 3058 nucleotides long. RefSeq names its product sialoadhesin. Lineage: Eukaryota; Metazoa; Chordata; Actinopteri; Siluriformes; Ictaluridae. The transcript is spliced from 12 exons. The record is from RefSeq and is a predicted model, not a curated record. Bases 126 to 2987 code for a protein of 953 amino acids.
UUGUGGUCGGUGCGUAAUGGAGAAGUGCGGAAACCAGCGACUAUCACACACUCCGAGCUCAGAACUGAUUGUUCAUUUCAACAUCAACAAGCUCAGAGUUCGUACAACGAGAUUAUCGAGAAGAAAUGAAAACCUCUCGGUUGUUGCGUGUAGACUUGGCCGUGAUGGUGUCGUUCCGGUCCGUUCGUCCUGCUUCUCUCCUCUUUCUGCUCGUAAUGACGGGAGUUGUUUCUCAGCAGCUGUGUACUCAGCAUCACUAUGUCUGCGCUGUAAGGGGAUCUACAGUGACCCUGGGCUGGACCUACACCUAUCCGUUUGUGUACAACGUGUGCUCUACUACAACGUCUUGCGAUCUGUUUACAGACCCUCAGUACAGCAAUAGGGUUCAUUGCACUGUACAGUCACCGAAUUGCUGCAGGGUUACACUGAGUGACGUGACGAUUCAGGACCAAGGGACAUAUCACUGCAAAACAGCUACAACUGAUCGAUAUGUUCACCUUUCUGUCACAGAGCUUCAGGUGGAGAUGGUUCCUGAGAGUGUGGUUGAAGGAGGUGAAGUCAUUCUGACGUGUAAAUCCACCUGCAGCCUGACCAACGCUCCGAUUUUCACCUGGUACAAAAAUGGAUGUUAUUUAUACUCCCUCUACUGGUCUGACCGGCUUCAUCUGCGAUCAGUCCGUCAGGCGGAUGCAGGAAGCUAUAGCUGUGCUGUACAGAGACAAAGUUAUCGCUCCCCUGCUGUCACGCUUAAUGUCCACUAUCCCCCUAAGAGGGUCUCAGCAUCAGUGUUCGUGUCCAUCAGUCCCCCGGGUGGGAUAGUGGAGGGCGAUGUAGUGACUCUGACCUGCAGCAGCGACGCUAACCCACCUGUCGAGACCUUCACCUGGUAUAAAGACAACCUUUUCAUAAGAACAGGAAAAAAUUACAUCAUCAUCAGGGUCAGCUCUGAGCACAGCGGAGAAUACAAGUGCAAGUCCAGCAACCGAUACGGCGAGAAGUACUCAGACAGAGCGGUUUUAAAUGUCUUGUGUAAGGGGUUUAUUGCAACUGACAUCCAGCUGAGCAACUGCGUCCUACUUAAAUAUUCUUACACUUCUGUUCUAUUGUCCUUUUUUACAGACGCCCCUAAAAGCGUCUCGGUGUCCAUCAGUCCCCCGGGUGAGAUAGUGGAGGGCGGUGUAGUGACUCUGACCUGCAGCAGCGACGCUAACCCACCUGUCGAGACCUACACCUGGUAUAAAGACACCUCCUUCGUAGGAACAGGAACACCCUACACCAUCAACAGGGUCAGCUCUGAGCACAGGGGUGAAUACAAGUGCAAGUCCAGCAACCAAUACGGCGAGAAAUACUCAGACGGAUCAACUUUAAAUGUUUUGUAUCCUCCAAAAAGUGUCUCAGUGUCCAUCAGUCCCUCGGGUGAGAUAGUGGAGGGCGGAGUAGUGACUCUGAUGUGCAGCAGCGACGCUAACCCACCUGUGGAGACCUACACCUGGUAUUUGGGCGAAUCCUAUAAAGGAACAGAAAAAACCCACACCAUUAUGAAGAUCAGCUCUGAGGACAGCGGAGACUACAAGUGCAAGUCCAGCAACCGAUACGGCGAGAAGUACUCCGAUAAAGUGACUGUAAAUGUCUUGUACGCCCCUAAAAGCGUCUCAGUGUCCAUCAGUCCCUUGGGUGAGAUAGUGGAGGGCGGAGUAGUGACUCUGAUGUGCAGCAGCGACGCUAACCCACCUGUCGAGACCUACACCUGGUAUAAAGACACCUCCUUCGUAGGAACAGGAACACCCUACACCAUCAACAGGGUCAGCUCUGAGCACAGCGGUGAAUACAAGUGCAAGUCCAGCAACCAAUACGGCGAGAAAUACUCAGACGGAUCAACUUUAAAUGUUUUGUAUCCUCCAAAAAGUGUCUCGGUGUCCAUCAGUCCCUCUGGUGAGAUAGUGGAGGGCGGUGUAGUGACUCUGACCUGCAGCAGCGACGCUAACCCACCUGUGGAGACCUACACCUGGUAUUUGGGCGAAUCCUAUAAAGGAACAGAAAAAACCCACACCAUUAUGAAGAUCAGCUCUGAGGACAGCGGAGACUACAAGUGCAAGUCCAGCAACCGAUACGGCGAGAAGUACUCCGAUAAAGUGACUGUAAAUGUCUUGUACGCCCCUAAAAGCGUCUCGGUGUCCAUCAGUCCCUCUGGUGAGAUAGUGGAGGGCGGAGUAGUGACUCUGACCUGCAGCAGCGACGCUAACCCACCUGUCGAGACCUACACCUGGUAUAAAGACACCUUCUUCGUAGGAACAGGAACACCCUACACCAUCAACAGGGUCAGCUCUGAGCACAGCGGUGAAUACAAGUGCAAGUCCAGCAACCAAUACGGCGAGAAAUACUCAGACGGAUCAACUUUAAAUGUUUUGUAUCCUCCAAAAAGUGUCUCAGUGUCCAUCAGUCCCUCGGGUGAGAUAGUGGAGGGCGGUGUAGUGACUCUGACCUGCAGCAGCGACGCUAACCCACCUGUCGAGACCUACACCUGGUAUUUGGGCGAAUCCUAUAAAGGAACAGAAAAAACCCACACCAUUAUGGAGAUCAGCUCUGAGGACAGCGGAGACUACAAGUGCAAGUCCAGCAACCGAUACGGCGAGAAGUACUCCGAUAAAGUGACUGUAAAUGUCUUGUACGCCCCUAAAAGCGUCUCAGUGUCCAUCAGUCCCUUGGGUGAGAUAGUGGAGGGCGGAGUAGUGACUCUGACCUGCAGCAGCGACGCUAACCCACCUGUCGAGACCUACACCUGGUAUUUGGGCGAAUCCUAUAAAGGAACAGAAAAAAACCACACCAUUAUGGAGAUCAGCUCUGAGGACAGCGGAGACUACAAGUGCAAGUCCAGCAACCGAUACGGCGAGAAGUACUCCGAUAAAGUGACUGUAAAUGUCUUGUGUAAGUGUUCCAUUGCUCGACCGACUGGCAUCCUCUCUCGCUGUUCUGUAGCAUGCGGGUGAGAAAGAUAAGUAUAAAAACUUACCGCGUGAUUUUAUAAGACGACACCCUACGAGCGCUUGUCAAAGUUUAU